This is a messenger RNA of Spathaspora passalidarum NRRL Y-27907, 1024 nucleotides long. RefSeq lists its product as uncharacterized. The transcript has a single exon. NCBI's taxonomy places the organism in Eukaryota, Fungi, Ascomycota, Pichiomycetes, Serinales, Debaryomycetaceae. Bases 4 to 693 code for a protein of 229 amino acids. The record is from RefSeq and is a predicted model, not a curated record. Gene Ontology annotation, molecular function: phosphatase activity.
GACAUGGAUGGAACUCUUCUUAAUACAGAAGAUCUUUAUACCGAAGCAACAAAUGAAUUGUUAAAACUUUACAACAAGGGUCCACUCACCUGGGAUGUCAAGAUAAAACUUCAAGGAAGACCCCUGUUUGAAUCUAUGACUAUUAUGAUUGAGGAAUACGACUUACCAUUAACUAUUGAAGAAUUUCAAAAGAUCUCCAUGGAAAUCCAAAGUAAAUUAUGGCACAAGUCAAGAUUUCUACCUGGUGCUGUUGAAUUAGUUGAGCAUCUUUACAAUAAUGAUGUGCCCAUAGCUUUGGGAACCAGUUCUAACACGAUAAACUACCAUAGAAAGACCGACCAUUUAAAGAGCGAGUUUAACUAUUUCGGCAAACAUAUAGUUACUGGAGACGAUGAGCGUAUUCCCAAAGGCAAAGGUAAGCCACAUCCUGAUAUUUGGUUUGCUUGUUUGGCAAGCAUCAACGAAGAUAGAAUAAGUCAAGGCUUGGACGAAAUCAAACCGGAGGAAUGUCUUGUUUUUGAGGAUGGCAUUCCCGGUGUUAUAUCCGGAAUUGCUGCCAAUGCCCAUGUUAUUUGGAUUCCUGAUGUAAAUGCAUUGAAAGUUCUCAAUGGGGAAGAACAUAAUAUUAUUGGUACUAGUGGUGAAAUACUUACAAGCCUUACUGAAUUCAACAAAGAUAAAUAUUUCUUAUAGAUAUAAAUAGACAUACAACCAACUAAUAGCGGUUCAACUGUACACGAUGGAGUACAACUACAACUUCAGAAAAAAACAAAAGCCACAGCUAUAAUGCCAAGGUUUGGAAUAUCACAGGAGAAAACAGUGCGUUGCUGAUUGACAUAACCUUUGUUUGCUAUAACAAUAUUCUUCCAACUGGAUUGCAAUUACCCAACACCAAAUGUGUUUGUACUCCAUGAAGGGUUGUGUCAGCCACUAGUUGUCUGUAUUCCAAUACAAAGCAAGAUUGAUAUACGUCAACCUUGCACAUGAUUGGCUAGUCAUACCGUUAUGAAACUUUAGAAAGAAU